CAUCACUUCAUGUUGCAUUUUCCCAAAACUAGAUUGUUUGGACAUCAAAUAUGUACUUCUCUUUUGGUUCCAAGAUCAGAUGAUGUACUUCAAAUUCAUGGUUUCUCUCUGUUCUUGAAAGGUUGAUGCUACAAAGGACAAGAGUUGCUGUGUUCCUCUGCUGAAUUAAAUUCUGGGUUACAUAUAUUGUGGCAGAAAACAAUGUGGGGAUCUGUUCUUGUAGCCAUUGCUGCUACAAUAGGAAACUUGUUGCAAGGAUGGGACAAUGCAACCAUUGCAGGGGCUGUUCUUUACAUCAAAAGGGAAUUUAAGUUGGAAACUCAACCAACGAUUGAAGGGCUAAUUGUGGCCAUGUCACUGAUUGGAGCCACAGUUAUCACAACAUUCUCAGGGCCAGUAUCAGAUUCGCUAGGAAGGCGUCCAAUGCUGAUAAUCUCAUCAGUUCUAUAUUUUCUCAGCGGUCUGGUAAUGCUUUGGGCUCCAAAUGUUUAUGUGUUACUUUUGGCAAGGCUUUUGGAUGGGUUUGGGAUUGGUCUGGCUGUCACUCUUGUCCCAGUCUACAUAUCCGAAACCGCCCCACCUGAGAUCAGAGGGCUGCUAAAUACUCUCCCCCAGUUUACUGGUUCUGGAGGGAUGUUUAUGUCUUACUGCAUGGUGUUUAGUAUGUCAUUGAUGGAAGCACCCAAUUGGAGAUUGAUGCUUGGGGUACUUUCUAUUCCUUCUUUACUUUAUUUUGCAUUGACUGUGUUUUACCUGCCUGAGUCUCCAAGGUGGCUUGUUAGUAAAGGAAGGAUGGCUGAGGCCAAGCAGGUUCUGCAGAGACUCCGCGGCAGGGAAGAUGUUUCAGGCGAGUUGGCUUUGUUGUUUGAGGGUCUUGGAGUUGGAGGGGAAGCAUCAUUAGAAGAGUACAUAAUUGGUCCAGCCAGUGAGGGCACCGAUGGCCGCGAAAUGACUACAGAGAAAGACCAAAUAAGGCUGUAUGGACCGGAGGAGGGGAGGGCCUCUAUGAUUGCCAGAUCUGUCACAGGACAAGCCAAUCUUGGCUUGGUAUCCCGGCAAGGAAGCUUGUUGAAUCCAAAUGUGCCUUAUGUGGAUCCUCUUGUAACUCUAUUUGGCAGUGUCCAUGAGAAGCUUUAUCCUGAAAACACAGGAAGCAUGCGCAGCCUUCUUACUUUGCCAAACAUGGGCAGCAUUCUUAACAUGGCGCCACCCGAAAGCCAGGAUAAGUUAGAGCAUUGGGAUUUGGAGGGAGAUGGCAAUGCAGCCGGGAAUGAUGUUGAGGACAAUGUGCGAAGGCCGUUGCUCAAAGGUCGACAAUCAGCCAGUAUGGUAAAUGACAUGCUGCCUAGAAAGUCCAGUAGCUUCUUCGGCAUGAGGCGCAAUAGCAGCCUCAUGCCAGGGGCUGGUGGUGGUGAAGCUGUGAGCAGUAUGGACAUCGGAGGAGGAUGGCAGUUGGCUUAUAAGUAUUCUGAAAAAGUUGGUAAGGAUGGAAAAAAGGAAGGAGAGUAUCAAAGGGUCUAUUUGCAUCAGGAGGGUGCACUUGAGUCGCGGCGAGGCUCAAUGCUUUCAGUUGCUGGCGGUCUUGACGUCACUCAAGACGGCGAAUAUUUUCAAGCUUCUGCUCUGGUUAGCCAACCUUCAGUACUUUCUAAAAAGAACCAACUGAGCCAGCAUCUUGGACAAGAAAAGGUUGACACCCCAGAAACUGUUCAAGGAUCCAGUUGGUCUGAUCUUCUAGAACCAGGAGUCAAGCGUGCAUUGUUUGUUGGGGUAGCAAUUCAAAUUCUUCAGCAGUUUUCUGGCAUAAAUGGGGUUCUAUAUUACACUCCUCAGAUUCUUGAGCAAGCAGGGGUGGCAAUUCUCUUAUCAAAUUUGGGCCUUAGUUCCACUUCUGCCUCUAUCCUCAUAAGUGCUCUCACAACCUUGUUGAUGCUUCCAUCUAUAGGCAUUGCCAUGAGACUAAUGGAUACCUCUGGCAGAAGGUCGCUGUUGCUGACGACGCUACCUGUACUGACGGGGACUCUCCUGGUACUAAUUUUCGGACAACUUGUCCAUAUGGGUUCUGUUGUUAAUGCAACAAUUUCCACCAUCAGCGUGGUGGUCUACUUCUGCUGCUUUGUCAUGGGGUUUGGACCAAUUCCUAACAUUCUUUGCUCUGAAAUCUUCCCCACUCGCGUUCGCGGCCUCUGCAUCGCCAUAUGUGCGCUAACAUUUUGGAUUGGAGACAUCAUUGUCACUUACACAUUACCUAUCAUGCUCACCACCAUUGGUCUUGCUGGUGUCUUUGCCAUAUACGCUGUUGUGUGCACCAUUUCUUGGGUGUUUGUGUUCUUAAAGGUGCCGGAAACAAAGGGAAUGCCCCUAGAAGUCAUCUCUGAGUUCUUUUCUGUGGGUGCAAAGCAGGCAGACAUUGCUGAAAGUUUGACUUAGCAGUCAAGGGAUUGAUGAUGCUGUUUUGAGUUAUGUUCUUUGUCCUAGGUAGAGGAAAGGAGGCACAAUAACACUAAAUUAAGUGAACACCAGUGCCUGCUGUGUUGUUAUUAUAUUCACGUUGAUCUGGACAGUUUUUGUAUAUAUAAUCUUUGGACUCUGAGAUUCUAGCUAGUCAUCUUUUGAAAACAACUGGACGAUGAUCAAAGAUAUGACGCUUUAGUAGAA
This is a messenger RNA of Prunus mume (Japanese apricot), 2658 nucleotides long. Its product is annotated as monosaccharide-sensing protein 2-like. The record is from RefSeq and is a predicted model, not a curated record. Gene Ontology annotation, molecular function: transmembrane transporter activity. Gene Ontology annotation, biological process: transmembrane transport. Gene Ontology annotation, cellular component: membrane. Lineage: Eukaryota; Viridiplantae; Streptophyta; Magnoliopsida; Rosales; Rosaceae.